AUGCCGUGUUUCUUCAAAUCAUUUGCAUGGAUUUGCCAGGUCAAUCGGUUGGUAUCACUGGCAGACUUCAUCGAGGGCUGCAAGAAGAAGCCCAAAAAGCAGCUCAAGACGGAGAAGGAGAGGAAGAAGUGGAUUCGCGAUAGCUUUCCUGAUAUGAAGUUCGUGAGACACCCAACCACCAAGGCUUGGGCCGUGCCAGUCGAGAAAGACAUGUUGAUGCUUGUUGGAGAGAAGACGUCUGCUACUCGCGAGAAGAUCGAACAUCACGAAACCAAAGAGGAUGCAAAGGAGUCCUUGAAGCGUGGCAGGGACAGCAUUCGUUUGGAGAGCAACCUGAAGGCUGAUGUUGCAAAAGCCUUGAACAAGGAUGACGAUUCCGUCGACGAUGAGCCCGAGGAUGAAGAGAACGACUCUGAUGCUGAAUCAACAUCGAGCUUUGGGCUAGAACAGGAUGACGAGGCUGCGAAGCCGGCCAAAAGACGAAGAACUAAAGAGACAACAGCAGCCAACACGAAGCCGACUGAAGCUGUUGCCAGGGUUCCCAAGCCUGAGAUUCCAGGCAGCUCCACAAAAGAUGAUACUCCGAGGCCCAAGGUGAAGGCAAAGGCUUCUGCUGCUUCCGGCAAAGAGGAGAAGUUGACCAGGGCUCAGAAGGCAAAGCAAGAUCGGGCUGAUCGCUGCUAUUCCACCGCCACCAAAGCCUUCACUGCGAUCAAGGAAAUCUCCACUGAUAUGGUCUGGAGGAGUGUGAUUCGGACUGGUGAAGUGGAGCGAAGAGUUCAGAAGUGCUACCAGGCCCACGCUGAGCUAGAGGCUCAAGUGGCUGAAGGCCAGUUUGCUGGCAAUGCCGAGGUGGCUGCUGUUUGCGAAGAGAUGCCCAAGAGAGCUCUCUUGCUUACUCAGACCAAAGACUUGUGCAAGGGCAUCCGCGGCUCAACUCCUGACAGCAUGGCCAAAGACGUUGCAACUUGUGGAGAAGUGAGCGCUCUUUUCCUGACUGUCUUCGGCAGUGUCGUGAGUGACAUCCCGUCCACCAAUGACAUGUUGCAGACUGUCGCCAAGAAGUUGCACGCGGCAGAAGAUCACUUGUUCAUCAAGUUCUUGAGGCUGAUGCCGCCACCUGUUGGUGAUGACGCUGGCUUUUCUUUGUACAAGCUUGGAAAAACUAUGGAGGUUAACACCACGGCGGAAAGUGAGGACCACCCGUACUUGUGGGCGUAUCUCCUCAAGCUUCAGCUUUUGUGCAUGAAUGACUUCUAUGAGAAGCUUCGCCUUCCAACAGCCCCUUCUGUUUGCGACAAAGCGCUUCCAGCAUCGGACAUGGUGCCUGCAGACGUUGACUUCCAUAGCCUUCCCAAUGGAACAGGAUUUCAAGGACAAGUGAUGAUUGACCUCCAACGCAUCCUGGCCUGCCUUCAGAUCUACAACAAGAAGCCAGAGCCACGUUUCCUUUCCAUGGUGAGUCGCGAGACUAGCUUUUCCAGUAAGAUGGUCAUGGCUAUGAAUGCCCAGUCUGAGUGGAGGCUUUUGUGGAGUCAAGUUUUGGCAGAGUCCAAAGCCUUUGCUGAGCGGACCAUCCCAACCCUUGAUUUGGUCUCUUUCGGCAAGCUUUGCGGGGAUGUGACUAGUUUGGAGAAGCUCGCGGAUGAUAGCACCUAUUCUGAGGAUCAGCAAAAGUCCAUCAGGGACCUUACCAAGAUGCUGGCUAGUUGCUCAGACGAGGACUCUUUGUUUGAGGAAGAUGCUGAUUCCAAGGCCAAGUUCCUCCAGUACAUUCGGGAGGUGUCCACUUGGUUCAAGGACUUCAGGCCUCCUGUUGAAAGGGUCCUUCAGCCACUGGGAACCGUGCUCUCACCAAGCCUCUUGGAGUUGGAAGGCAUCACCGACCUCGCGGAGUGCUUCCCGCCAGGUGCUUUGAAACUGGCCUCAAACAUCGACAGCGUCUUCAUGCUCCAAUGCACCUUGACCUUGAUUCCGGAUUCCUUGAUACCUUGA
This is a messenger RNA of Durusdinium trenchii, 1995 nucleotides long. The record is from the annotation of a GenBank genome assembly. Lineage: Eukaryota; Dinophyceae; Suessiales; Symbiodiniaceae.